UAUGAAUGUCUGUUUUUCUCUCUAAAACUCUCAUUUUGUAAUGGAUCCCACUUCUAAUUCUUCUUCUAUCUCUUCUCCAAAGAUAGAUGGUCUUGAUCAGAGCAAUCAUUUGAGGUUUAAUCCUUCAAAUCUUAGAAGUGGGUUUGUUAGAAUUCCAUCUAAAGGAACCAUGGCAAGUCCAGGCAGUUCUGUCCCCAAAAUUGUUACUGGCGAGUUUGGAUAUGUUCUUCAGGAUGUUCCUCAUUUUUCAGAUUAUAUUCCCGAUCUUCAAACAUUUCCCAACCCAUUGCAAGACAACCCUGCUUACUCAGUAGUCAAGCAAUAUUUUGUUCAUGUGGACGAUACUGUUCCUGAGAAGGUUGUUGUUCACAAAAAUAGUCCAAGAGGGAUACAUUUUCGACGGGCUGGACCACGACAGAAGGUGUAUUUUGAAUCAGAUGAAGUAAAUGCCUGCAUUGUUACCUGUGGUGGAUUAUGCCCUGGUCUCAACACAGUGAUCAGGGAGAUAGUUUGUGGGCUUAAUCAUAUGUAUGGUGUGAAGACGGUCCUCGGAAUAGAUGGAGGCUACAAGGGUUUCUAUUCUCGAAACACCAUCCUUUUGACACCAAAAGUUGUGAAUGAUAUCCACAAAAGAGGUGGAACCGUACUUGGGACAUCGAGAGGUGGCCAUGAUACCCAAAAGAUAGUUGAUAGUAUUCAAGAUAGAGGCAUUAAUCAGGUGUAUAUCAUUGGAGGAGAUGGAACUCAAAAUGGAGCAUCUGUUAUUUUUGAGGAAAUCAGAAGGCGUGGUCUCAAAGUUGCAGUUGCCGGAGUCCCCAAAACAAUAGAUAAUGACAUACCGGUCAUUGAUAAGUCUUUUGGUUUUGAUACUGCUGUUGAGGAGGCUCAACGUGCUAUCAAUGCUGCACAUGUUGAAUCUGAAAGUGCUGAGAAUGGAAUUGGUUUAGUAAAGUUAAUGGGCCGCAACAGCGGAUUUAUUGCAAUGUACGCGACCCUAGCGAGUCGAGAUGUAGAUUGUUGUUUAAUCCCAGAAUCACCCUUCUACCUGGAAGGACCUGGAGGACUUUAUGAAUACAUAGAGAAGCGGUUAAAAGAAAAUAGCCAUAUGGUUAUCGUGAUUGCUGAAGGUGCAGGGCAGGAGCUUCUUUUGGAAAGUGUAACCGAUCAACGUGAUCCUUCAGGAAACAAAGUUCUGAAAGAUGUUGGAUUCUGGAUAUCUCAAAGUAUAAAGGAUCAUUUCAAAGAUAAGAUGACAAUUAACCUCAAAUAUAUCGAUCCAACUUACAUGAUCCGAGCUGUUCCAGGCAAUGCCUCGGAUAAUGUUUACUCUACACUUCUUGCUCAAAGUGCCAUUCAUGGAGCCAUGGCUGGAUACACUGGUUUCACAAGUGGACUUGUCAAUGGCAGGCAGACCUAUAUACCAUUCUACAGAAUAACGGAGAGACAGAACAGGGUAGUGAUCACGGAUAGGAUGUGGGCGAGACUACUUUCGUCGACAAACCAACCUAGUUUCAUGAACCCGAAGGAUGUGAUUGAAAACAAUAGAGAUGAAGAGCCACCUCCACCAACAAAUUCUUAAAAAGAUAUUUAUCAUUAUUAUCAUCAUCGUUAUCCUAGUGUAUUUUAGAAUAAAAUAACGACCCUAUUUUGUAUAUGUCGAAAUUCAAAUGGGGUGAGAAAUUUUUUUUUUUUUCAAUAUAUAUGCCUGCCAACUUGCCAUUUUCCAAAAUGUAUUGGGGAAAAAUGGUUUUUGUGAUGAAAGAACACACUAUAUUGCAAUAAUGAAGUUUGAAGGCAU
This is a messenger RNA of Impatiens glandulifera, 1798 nucleotides long. Its product is annotated as ATP-dependent 6-phosphofructokinase 7-like. Gene Ontology annotation, molecular function: ATP binding; 6-phosphofructokinase activity. The coding region runs from base 41 to 1579 and encodes 512 amino acids. Lineage: Eukaryota; Viridiplantae; Streptophyta; Magnoliopsida; Ericales; Balsaminaceae. Gene Ontology annotation, cellular component: cytoplasm. The transcript has 11 exons. Gene Ontology annotation, biological process: fructose 6-phosphate metabolic process; glycolytic process. The record is from RefSeq and is a predicted model, not a curated record.